Messenger RNA from Ostrinia furnacalis (Asian corn borer), 769 nucleotides. RefSeq names its product nucleoside diphosphate kinase homolog 5-like. The transcript is spliced from 3 exons. The annotation marks the transcript as partial. Gene Ontology annotation, biological process: cilium movement; negative regulation of oxidative stress-induced intrinsic apoptotic signaling pathway. Gene Ontology annotation, cellular component: cilium. The record is from RefSeq and is a predicted model, not a curated record. NCBI's taxonomy places the organism in Eukaryota, Metazoa, Arthropoda, Insecta, Lepidoptera, Crambidae.
AAGCGUAUCGUCCGCCUUACUCCCGAGCAAGCGGCGGAGUUGUACAAGGGCCAUUACGGACGCCAUCACUUCCCACACCUCGUGGCCCACAUGUCCAACGGGCCCAUCAUCGCUCUCGUGCUGGCCGCUAAGAACUGCAUACAGAAGUGGCGGACGCUUAUGGGCCCUGCUCGUGUAGCAGAAGCUCAGGCAUAUUGGCCAGACAGCCUACGCGCGUGCUACGGUCGCCGCACGCAGUAUGGCGAUUAUUUCAACGCGGUGCACGGCAGCGAGAACCACUCGGAGGCGCUGAGAGAGAUACAUUUCUUCUUUCCUAGCAUGAUCGUGGGCCCAAUAACCCGGCACUGGCAGGUAAACGACUACAUCCAGAAGCACAUCACACCAACCUUAUUACCAGCUCUAACGGCACUAGCUCAUGAGAAGCCGGCUGAGCCGGUGCUGUGGCUGGCUGAAUACUUGCGCCGGCACAACCCCAACGAACCGGAGCUGGCACCGCAGCCGCCCGGUCAGCGCGAGGAGCGGCGGUGUCAUACGCCGCUCCCGUCUGAGGAGUCAUUGCUCAACUGAAGAUAGUUUGAAAUCAAUAGAAAGAGAGAGAGAUGUGCAUUUAAUCACACGCCCUUUCUACCAUAAGAGUCGCACAAAGAAAUCUAUAGAAAGAAAGAUAUUAGAUCUAAUACGAACGAGUGAGCCUGGACGCGUGGUUGGGGUGUACUCGUCUGUCCAAAUAGAACACAAUAGAUUGGCUCGAUUAAACGAUUUAGUAACC